Molecule: messenger RNA, 580 nt
Organism: Chrysemys picta bellii (western painted turtle)
Lineage: Eukaryota; Metazoa; Chordata; Testudines; Emydidae
Product: phospholipase A2 inhibitor and Ly6/PLAUR domain-containing protein-like
Cellular component (GO): extracellular region
Molecular function (GO): phospholipase inhibitor activity
Source: RefSeq, a predicted model, not a curated record
GGCCAGAAGGAUGAGCAUCACCUGCUGCCAGACAGACAACUGCACGCCGGACUCUGUUAAAGUGCCCCCGGCUGACACCAAACCCAACGGCCGGAGCUGCCGUGGCUGCUACUCUCUGUCCUCUGAGCAGUGCCGUGAAGAGACCAUACAGUGUACUGGAGCCGAGACCCACUGUUUGGACGUUGCCGGGCCCCUAAAAUCUGGUGGAAAUACCACUAAGAUCAUCAUGAAGGGCUGCGUUACCGUGUCCGUGUGCUCCCAGGUAAAUGCAGGUUCUGGGACCUUCCUGGGGAUCCGUGGAGAUCUACCCAAGCACACAUGCAGAGCAGCCACCAGCGCGGCCGGCACAGCUCUGGGACCAGCCGGGCUCCUUCUUCCCACCCUCACUGGGCUCCUCCUGCUGAAAUUUCUCUCCUGAUUCCCCACCCCAUGCAAUGGCCCUGCCACAUUCAAUAACACCCCGGCUGCCUGUGUCUGCCCCUCUCUGCAGCUGCUCUCCCCUCCCAGGGGCUCUGGGCUCCCAGCCGGAUUCGCUUCCCCUUUAGAUUGUUCCACUUAAUAAAACAAACUGGAGACCAAA